CCUGUCGGCUGGGUUUGUGCGCUGGGGCGCCGGAGCCCCUCCGCAGCCGGGACGCGCGGAACUCGAGGCUGGAGUCGGCUCUCCCGAGCCUCCUCCCUCCCUUCUCCUUCCCUGCCCCCUUCCCCCACCCCCCGACUAGGGCUCGGAGCGGCGGCCAGAGGAACCCCGAGCCCAGGCCCCUGAGCGGGAGGGAUGGAGAACUCCUCAGCAGCAUCGGCCUCCUCCGAGGCCGGGAGCAGCCGCUCCCAGGAGAUCGAGGAGCUUGAGCGGUUCAUCGACAGCUACGUGCUUGAGUACCAGGUGCAGGGGCUGCUGGCCGACAAGACGGAGGGGGACGGCGAGAGUGAGAAGACGCAGUCCCACAUCUCCCAGUGGACGGCAGACUGCAGUGAGCAGCUGGGCUGCAGCUACUCCUUCUCCCGAGGGCGAGCCCCCCUGCAGCAGAAUGGCAGCAAAGACACCUCUCUGGACAUGCUGGGCACAGAUAUCUGGGCUGCCAACACCUUUGAUUCCUUCAGUGGUGCCACCUGGGACCUGCAGCCUGAAAAGCUGGACUUCACCCAGUUCCACCGGAAGCUCCGACACACGCCCAAGCAGCCCCUGCCACACAUCGACCGUGAAGGGUGUGGAAAAGCGAAGCUGGAAGAUGGGGAUGGAAUCAACCUGAAUGACAUCGAGAAGGUCCUCCCGGCCUGGCAGGGCUACCACCCGAUGCCCCAUGAGGUGGAGAUUGCGCACACGAAGAAGUUGUUCCGGAGGAGGAGAAAUGACCGAAGGCGGCAGCAGAGACCCCCAGGAGGGAACAAGCCUCAACAGCACGGUGACCACCCACCGGGCAGUGCCAAACACAACAGGGACCACCAGAAAUCCUACCAGGGGGGCUCAGUGCCCCACCCCUCAGGGAGGUCCACCCAUCAUGGCUACAGCCAGAACCGGCGCUGGCACCACAGCAACAUGAAGCAUCCACCAGGCGACAAGGGGGAGGCAGGCGCCCACCGCAAUGCCAAAGAGACCGUGACCAUGGAGAGCCCCAAACUCGAGGACGCCCUGGGGGAUGCCGGGCACAGCGGCCUCGAGCCCCCCUGCAUCCCUGAUGCCCUGGCCCCGGUGGCUUCCGAGAGGCUGCCCCUGCUGCAGCCAGGGGGUCCAGAGGCUGAGACAAAGCGUAAAGACAGUAUUAUUCCCGAGCGCAGCGGGGAGCGGCCCAAAAUUACCCUGCUCCAGUCUUCCAAAGACAGGCUGCGGCGAAGGCUGAAAGAAAAGGUACCGGAUGAAGUGGCCGUGGAGACCACCAACCCUCAGCAGAACAAGAUGGACAAGUUGAUUGAGAUCCUGAACAGCAUGAGGAACAACAGCAGCGACGUGGAUGCCAAGCUCACCACCUUCAUGGAGGAGGCCCAGAACUCGACCAACUCCGAGGAGAUGCUGGGAGAGAUCGUGCGCACCAUCUACCAGAAGGCCGUGUCCGACCGCAGCUUUGCUUUCACGGCCGCCAAGCUCUGCGACAAGAUGGCGCUCUUCAUGGUGGAGGGGACCAAGUUCCGGAGCCUCCUCCUCAACAUGCUUCAGAAGGACUUCACAGUGCGGGAGGAGCUGCAGCAGCAGGACGUGGAGCGCUGGCUGGGCUUCAUCACCUUCCUGUGCGAGGUCUUCGGCACCAUGCGCAGCAGCACGGGCGAGCCCUUCCGCGUGCUCGUCUGCCCCAUCUACACCUGUCUCAGGGAGCUCUUGCAAUCUCAGGAUGUGAAGGAAGAUGCUGUCCUGUGCUGCUCAAUGGAGCUGCAGAGCACAGGCCGACUGCUGGAGGAGCAGCUGCCCGAGAUGAUGGCGGAGCUCCUGGCCAGCGCCCGCGACAAGAUGCUGUGCCCCUCGGAGUCAAUGCUGACCCGGUCCCUGCUGCUGGAGGUCAUCGAGCUCCACGCCAACAGCUGGAACCCUCUGACGCCCCCCAUCACGCAGUACUACAACAGAACCAUCCAGAAACUGACAGCCUGACAGCCAGGGGGCCUGGCGGGUGGCCCGAGGGCAGCUGGGGCCCUGGUGCACAGAGCCAGAUGGACAGGCGGGAGGACAGGGGUGGCCCUGCCGGCAGAAAGAAAUGGGGAGGAAGGCAAGCAGAGCCGGUGGCCAGUAUGGAGCCAGACGGGGAAGGGACCAAAGCCCUAGGAGGAGCGCCCCCCUACCCGAGCCCCCCAGCCCGAGCAUGCGGCAGCUCACACCAGUAAGGGAAGCAUGUUUCUUCCUCACGGUGGCCCGGCCCUCCCCCUCCUCACUCCCACUCCUCCCCACCUCCUCCCAUGCAACAUGUCCCCGGCAGGGCUGUGUGCAAGGGGUUCAUCUCUGCGACUCCUUAGAGGCCUUGGCAGCCCGCACGCAGGGUACAGCUUGGGUCAGAAAGGACCUCAGAAGGCUGAAAAAGUGGGUCGGGGACGGGCUUGCAUUGUUCCCGCAUGCUGUCAGCCGCAGUCGCCAACUGGCAGCAGGCGACGUGUAGCAGAUGUCCGGGAGGACAAAGGCAGGCACGGUCCCCACCAGCCGCCCGUAAUUGACGGCCUUUGUCCUUACGGCCGGGCUGGGGGACAGAGGCGGUCUCCUCUAACCUUCAUGCUCCACCCUCCCCACUUCCAGCCUCCUCCCUUCAGCCCCCAAGCUGCAGGCCCAGGGGGCCGGGGGCGGGCCCGGGGCCUGGAGGGGAGAUGGAGUUUUUCGUUCUACUUGCACUCUUUUGUUUCAUUGUGUUUUAUUUUUUCAAAAGUCAGCUGCUUUGAAGUCUCCUCUCUCAACGCAAAGGGCCCGCAAUGUGAUCACACAGUCAGCACCGCGAGGAUCCCCUGAUUAGAGGGAGAUCAAACCCGGCCCCCUCUGGAAGGAUUCUAGCCACAGACAGCUUGCCAGUAGCCAAUUAGGGUAAUUGGAAACUUCUGCCCCGACAGGGGAACCCGCUGGAACCCUGUGCCCCUCAGCCCCCAGCUUCCAGUACCUCCGUUCUCUCUUUUUCUAGCUUCCUCCCUCAAAGGGCUGAUACUGUCGCUGCUGGGAAAGCAUUAAACCCGUCCUGCCCCGGGGCCUUAUAGUGAACCGGGCUCAGAACCAGGCUGGCGAAUUAAAACCAAAAUGCCCAGUGAUGCUUGCCCGCUCCACACACAGGUCUUGUCCCAAGCUCUCACUGGAGGGAGAAUUGGGGGGCCCCGCAGGGCUCCCCAGGGCUAGCUAAAUGGGCUGUGUCCAUGCCCUAGCCGAUAGCCACAGUCUGUGCCCCGGGAGGGCUGUGGCACUGCAGCCCCAAGGCUGUCGGGAAAGGGGGAAUUCAUUGAGUCGUGGGGACCAUCAGGAGACCCAGCAAGCCACCAGCUUUCCAGGCUGGGAACAAGGCUGGGGGUUCUUGGAGGGGCCAAGUCCUGGGAGCAGCUCCUUCUCUGAUGGCUAGAAAGGAGGAUGCGUGUUGGGCCCUGGGAGGCUGGCUUCGGGUUGUCACUGGUGUCCGCACAGCCCAUCUCCUGGUCUGGAGCCCACGCGUUGAUGAGCCCCUGGAAAGCGACCUCAGAGCCCAGCAUCUUCCUCACUUGCCCCUUGGUUGAGGCCAGUCCUUCUCUGGGUCACCUUGGAGGCCCGCUGGUUGCCUGGUCCGGUCAGGCUGGAGGAAAUUCCCUUUGUUGAGUCUAGGAGAGCAGGCAGGUGGGGUGGGGAGCAGCUUCCUCCGUACUUCCUGGCUUUCCCCACCAGCUGCCACCUGCCUGCAGUCCCCAAAAAGAGCCUGUUGGGGACAAGGCAUGGGGGCACGGUUUACCUGGAGUGGGUCGGUCACCUCUGCCAAGGAGCCCACGCUGCCCCUGGCCUCUGCCUUCUCCCUCCCGGACCCUUCCUCUCAAGCUUCUCCUCACUGCCUUUCCUCCUCAGCCUACACCUCUGGCUCAGCCUGGGACCCAGGGACCCCAGAGGCCCCACAAGAGGCCUUGAGAGAAGAGCCGGGCUGAUGUUAGGAUGCUCAGAGAGGGCACCAGGGAAAUCAUGGUCCCGAGGAGUCGGCAGCCCAAGCCAGGCAAGCAGCCACGCCCUGGCAGCCCUGAGAGAGCCGCACCUGGGCUGAAAUGGGCCUUGCUUCCCUCGAGUGGGGGGGAGGUGUGUGUGUGUGCGUGUGUGUGCGUGCACGCGUGCGCGGGCAUACACGAGCACAUCUACUGAGAAUGAAGCAGGGCCCUGGAAGAAGAGAGAGGCCUGCGAGUGAGGUCGAAAGUCGAGGAGGCAGGGGAGGGGGUCUCCCACCCCUACCUUGGGCUCAGAGAGUGAGCUUUGUGAAGGGGCCCCAGAUACCACGGACUCAGGGGGCUGACGUCCCCUCGAAAGCCAAGCAAGUAGCAUCUUGGGCACUGUGAGCCUAAUGCCCUUCCUCUUAACAGCCUUCCUUGGUGGUCUUGCCUCACGGCCAACCCCUCCUUGACUGUUAGGACCAGAGCGGGAAGAAGCGAGGUAUAAAUAUGUAAACAUAUAUAAAUAUAUUUUUAAUUACGUGUCGUGUCACCGUGGCUCCAGACAUAUGGUUUGCCUAGUAUAUUCCAUUGCUUGAAAGCGCUUCCUGGCCGAUCCGAAUAACAAUUUAAGCUGUUCUUCUAAAUGUGGGUUGCUGCUACUUUUUCAGACAUGGAAGGAAAACAUUAAAAAAAAUUUUUUUUUUUAAGGAAAUAACAGUAAAGCCUAAAAUCUGAGACACUGAGGCAGCUUCCCACGGGAGACUACUCAGACAGGAACUGGGGGGCAGAGGCGGGCGCCCCCAGACCUCUGCCCCCUCCCCAAGCCAGAUCCCCCCUGCUGAGUGAGGGAGGCCAUAUCCAAGUUGACCUCUGAAUGUAUUUGAUGGGAGGCUAAACUGGAUAUUGCGUUUCUAACGCUUGCGUGGCUUUCCCUCCUCGCCUGUGGCUUCCUUGGCACAGAAGAGGCAAAGUCCAGCCAUCUGAUGCGGGUCCUGUCUCGGUCUCUCCCCCGACAGUCAAGACGAGGUAGUCAUUGUUUUCCUCUCAGGCAGCAGGCCUGCUCCUGCUCCCAUGGCCUUGUGGCUUUGCCUAAGCUCUGGGACCGCAGCCCCAAGAAGGCCCCCAGCCUCCCCUGGACAAGGCGGGACCCCACCAUCCUCCACGAGAGUGUGCACCCCCAAACCCACCUUCGUCUGCUCGUCCUUCCUUAACCAGUCUGUACACCUUUAAAGUUUGGGGAUCGUCCUGUCCAUCCAUGUAAAUGUAAAUGUUGGCCGAGUCGGUAUUUAUUCUAAUUUUUAUUUUAUUUUAUUUUCCCUGAGGGAUGGGGAGGGGGGUGUGGGAAACGUACCACUGAUCACGCCCUGGGCAGCUGCAGGGGCGGGGGCCCAGACAGCCAGGCCGCCGCAAGAGCAGCCCCAAGGGGCUGCCCAGACGCCAAGCCCCAGUCUCUUAUCUGGCAUCAGAAGCCGGCCAGUGUUCCUCGUCCAACAGACUGUCCGGCCUGCCCAUGGAGUCCUGUCCCUCAGCUGCCAGCACUCUGUUGGGAAACCUCAGGCUGGGCCUUUGAGGAUGCAGAUCAGAGAAAUGGCAACUUUCCUCUGCUCGGGACACUUGCACAGAAGGGCUGCCCGCUUCGCCCGAGCCAGCUGGGAGCCUGGUGACGGGUCCUACCUCCCCGGAGCAGGGGCCUGGGGCUUCCCGCCAAAGCUGCACCAGAAUCCUGCUCAUGCGACCACCUUCCUUCCCUCGGUAUGUCCUGCUUUCCAGCUGAACCCAAACUACAAGUGGGUUUAAAAAAUAAA
Messenger RNA from Eubalaena glacialis (North Atlantic right whale), 5773 nucleotides. It is a transcript of the gene CTIF, whose product is annotated as cap binding complex dependent translation initiation factor. Bases 193 to 1995 code for a protein of 600 amino acids. Gene Ontology annotation, cellular component: cytosol. The transcript is spliced from 12 exons. NCBI's taxonomy places the organism in Eukaryota, Metazoa, Chordata, Mammalia, Artiodactyla, Balaenidae. Gene Ontology annotation, biological process: regulation of translational initiation. Gene Ontology annotation, molecular function: protein binding; RNA binding; translation activator activity. The record is from RefSeq and is a predicted model, not a curated record.